AUGGAUAAUCGUUCCAGAAGUAGUUCAUUGGCGAGCAACGUAAGAAUUAAAAGUUACUCUUCUCUAUCGUCUCAUUCAAAUAGUAAUAGCAAUAGUAAUGGAAGAUCAAUAGAAGCUCCCGCAGUAAGAAGACCAAGUGAUAAUUUGUUAGCAUCUGAAUCAAAAAAAAAUGAACUAGACCAAGAUUAUCUGAAUGCUAUUAAUUUACAAAAUCAUACAAAGAGUUCCUCCUGCAUAGGAAGUGCUUUAACCGGUCAUGUUGUUCCUGUCAAGGAAAGACCAAUAUCCAAUGACUCAAUUUCUACAAGAAAUACUGAUCUAUUCUCAUCUACCUCUAUAUAUACAAAGAAUUCAUCUUCGGAGGAUAUAUUUAACGAUGGAGAUAGUAAUGGAACUGAUGAUACCAGUAAUAUUACCUCGAAACCUGAAAACUGUAAUUAUUUAUUAAAUAGAAAAGAAUCAAUUAUAAGUGAAGGGCAAAUAACAAAUUCAACUCCAACUCCAGCUCCAACUCCUAUACCAGGAUCUAACAACAUAUAUACGCAUCAUUUUGCACCUUCAAACCCUUUACUUCGUAGUAAAACUGCUUUGACACCUUCCCAACAAUAUAAGUUACAUAGAGUGAGAAGUGACAGUUUACUAAGAAACAUUAUAAAUACUAACGACAGGAAUUUAUUCAAUUCAAGUAAUCUGAUAUUACAAGAACAUGAUGAUGAAGAUGAUGAUAACGAAGAAGUUCAAAUUGAUGUGAAUAAUAACUCUUUGAAUUGGAAUGUUCCUAUGGCAUCUGUGUCAACCACUUCAUUCAUUAAUUCUGUAACAAAUGAUACUGAUAUUCCAACUCAUGUCAAAAAAUCAAAAAGGAAAAACCAUCCUACAGGUUUAUACAGGGCAUCUACAUAUACAUCUUCAUACACAACUAUCAAUGGCAGGCACACUCCAUCAUAUGUACCAGAAAGCCCUUAUGACAUAGCUUUACCCACUACACCUAUACCUGGUAUAAGUAAUGUUUCAGAUUUGGAGUAUAUGAGAGAUACAUCUAAGUCAUUAUCUGCUCUGUAUUUACAAUCUUCAGGGAAGCUAUCAGAGUCAAGAUUAGCUCAACGUACUAGAUCUUCUAGUUUGCUACCAUUAGAAUUCAAAGAAGCUUCUGAUCAUGGAAUGGAAAACUUGCUACUAGUUUCAAAUCAUAAGAGAUCGUUUACUACAACAACUAGACCAUGUUGGUUACCUCCAAAGGAUCCUAUGGAAAUAAAAUCACAUGAAAAACAAAUAUCACAACAUUUAGAUGAAGUCUCAGUAUUUGAGUUGCAAAGAAAUAAUUCAUUUCAGGAUCAUGUUCACAAUAAUAAAGUAAACCAAGAUAGACUACAGACGAUUAUCGAUAGAGGACUAACAAGGAACUCAUCUUUGAAGAUUCUUAAGGAAAUUAUUUGGGAAAACAGUUUGCCGGAUGAUUUAAGAUUAUCAAUUUGGAAUGAAAUUUUGCAGUCUUCUGACAAUUUAAUAUCAAACAAUUAUAUCGAAUCUUUUGAUAGUAUCAAUGAAAUAUAUUCUAAUUUACAAUUUCCUAGAUCAAAGGAAUUAGAAAUUAUGAAGUUAAUCGAUAAGAAUAUUAAAAGCAAAUAUGGCGAUAAUCUUGAAAUAUCAGAAAAUCUGUUAUAUUUAUUGAAAUUAAAAUCUCUAUCGCAACAAGGUCUAGUCACUGGUGAUGAGCUCCUUUUCCAUCAUUUUAUAUAUGAUAAAUCAUUUAAAUUCUCAUUGAAUGAUGUUUGGACAAUGGUUAAUCUAAUUCAAAAGACAUGUUUUAAUGAUAUUUGCAAAGAUUUUUAUGAUCAUCAGAUUGUUAAUGGCAAUAAAGUAUUUGCUCAGUAUAUCGGAAAUAAUGAAGAAUUUAGUAAAGAAAACAAUUCAACAUGCUUAAAUUAUGGUACUUUAUGGAAUAUUUUGGAACGUAUGGACCAUAACAUCUUCAUGUGGAUACUUGAUAUUAUUAUUAUUCAUAAUUCUCAGAAUUUUAAAAAUUCUAGUAUUAGUAAAUCAAAUAUCAAUAACGAAAUAACUUGGGAUAUUUACAGAACAAAAAACGUUGUCGUAAAUUACAAAAUUUUGUUAUCUUUUACUUUGUUGAUUUUAUUGAAAUAUCAUUUUGGUUUUAACAAUUUAUCCGAGUUAUCAUUAUUAAAUGAUAAACAAUUUUGUAUUCCAGUUGCAUCAAAAAAUGUUCAAGAUGAAUGGCAUUUUACUAGCAUGUUCAUAAGAAAAUGGAACUAUUAUUACAAGAAAUUUUGA
Molecule: messenger RNA, 2292 nt
Organism: Vanderwaltozyma polyspora DSM 70294
Lineage: Eukaryota; Fungi; Ascomycota; Saccharomycetes; Saccharomycetales; Saccharomycetaceae
Exons: 1
Coding region: 1-2292 (763 amino acids)
Biological process (GO): fungal-type cell wall organization
Source: RefSeq, a predicted model, not a curated record